Molecule: messenger RNA, 1208 nt
Organism: Trichoplusia ni (cabbage looper)
Lineage: Eukaryota; Metazoa; Arthropoda; Insecta; Lepidoptera; Noctuidae
Gene: eIF3j
Product: eukaryotic translation initiation factor 3 subunit J
Exons: 7
Coding region: 333-1052 (239 amino acids)
Cellular component (GO): cytoplasm; eukaryotic translation initiation factor 3 complex
Molecular function (GO): translation initiation factor activity
Source: RefSeq, a predicted model, not a curated record
GGCCAUAUUGACAAAUUUUAGUGAUUCGGAAAUUAUCGUCUGCAAUGGAGUCAUAUUUUUGCUUAUCAAAAUUUGAUCAUAUUUUUGUUGAGAAUUCGCCAAAAUUAUGUCAUUUGUCUAUCGUUUCUCAAUCCGGUCGCGGUCAUUGCAGAAAAUCCUCGGUCGUUUGACAAUAUUCGCCUGAGAAUAAUAUUGUUGUUAUAUUCACUGUCGACCCUGGAGACAUCUUGUGAUAAAAAACCAUUAUUGCGGCAAGUUACUUGGCUGUCUGAUUUUGUCUUCACGUGAAACGAGUUACAAAAUUAGAUUGGUGCUAUAUAGGGUCCGCAAUCAUGGAUGUGUCGUGGGACGCGGAUAAUUUUGAGCCUAAACUACCGACCACGUUGACGAAUUCGAAUAAGUGGGAAGGCGAGGAUGAGGAAGAGAUCGUGAAGGAAAGUUGGGAAGACGAAGAGGAAGAAAAAAAAGAUGAGGAAAAAGUUGAAGCUCCCGCGCCCCCGGCGAAGCCUAAAAAGAGAAUUCAAGACAAAAUAGCUGAAAAAGAGCGUCUGGAACGCGAGAAGGCCGAACGGGCGUCAGUGGAGAAGGUAGAGGAGCUGACCCCCGAACAGAAGGCGGCCGAGAAGCUGCGCCAGCAGAAGCUUCAGGAGGAGUCCGACCUCAGGCUUGCCAUGGAGACCUUCGGUGUAACUGAAGGCGGUGGUGGCAAGCUAGACAGUUUCGAACCCACCACAAAGGCUGAAUUCACAGAGUUUGCUGAACUGCUCACCAAGAAGAUAUGCUUAUACAAGGCCAGGGAAGAAUUCCCUACCUUCAUUGAUGAGUUCAUCAGGAAUAUUGUUGUUCAAUUGCCAUCAGGUGACAUAAAAAGGAUAAAGUUGUCUGUGGACAAUUUGUACAUUGAGAAGCAGAAAUCUGAGAAAAUGGACAAGUCUAAGAAGCCAAACAAGGGCAAGGGGAAGGCUAAAUUAAAAGUUGAAGGCGAUAACGCUCAUCUCAAUCAGUACGACACAUACGGCAAUUACGAUGAUGACUACGACGAUUUCAUGUAAACAUCACACUGCUCCCUAAGUAAGUCGGUACCUGGUGGCAGUUACACAAACCAUAUUGUGUCUUAUGCCCCUCUCAUAAGGGCUGUUGUUGUUUGUACACUAAUGUAGGCACCACGCCAAGACCUUUAUCGAAUAAAUUUAAUGUUACUUCUUGAA